Helianthus annuus (common sunflower) is the source of this 1549-nucleotide messenger RNA. RefSeq names its product SEC12-like protein 1. The transcript has 10 exons. Bases 106 to 1281 code for a protein of 391 amino acids. The record is from RefSeq and is a predicted model, not a curated record. Gene Ontology annotation, biological process: protein secretion. Gene Ontology annotation, molecular function: protein binding; GTPase activator activity; guanyl-nucleotide exchange factor activity. Lineage: Eukaryota; Viridiplantae; Streptophyta; Magnoliopsida; Asterales; Asteraceae. Gene Ontology annotation, cellular component: endoplasmic reticulum membrane.
UAUAUGGUUGACUAUUUCAUUUCAUUAGAACAGAAAACACAAACAAACAGCUUUUUAAACUACCCCCAAAAUUAAACAAAACACCCCCAAACCCUCUAAUAUCCAAUGGACGGCGGUGUAGCGGCGGAGCAAGGGACGGUUACUUGUGCCACGUGGAUCCGGCGGCCGGAAAAUGCUCAUCUUGUUGCGUUAGGGAAGUCGAAACACGGCGAUCUUCCUGCUUCUCUUCAAAUUUUCACAUUCGACCGGAUAACUAACUCUCUCUCUCCAUCUCCUUCGGCGACUUUUGAGUUUGAAGACGGUUGUGAUCCGGUGAGUCUAGCGGUGCAUCCGAGUGGUGAUGAUAUUGUGUGCUCUACGACUAAAGGCGGUUGCAGGUUGUUUGAAAUAUAUGGUCAAGAGAAGAAUGUUAAGAUGUUGACUAAAGACCUACAACCUCUUCAAAAUGUAGGACCACAAAAGUGCUUAGCUUUUAGCACUGACGGAUCUAGAUUUGCUGCCGGAGGGGUGGACGGGCAUCUCAGAAUACACGAGUGGCCAAGCAUGCGUGUUAUAGUAGAUGAACCAAAAGCUCACAAGUCUUUCAACGAUAUGGAUUUCAGCCUAGACUCAGAGUUCUUAGCUUCAACAUCUACCGAUGGCUCCGCUAGGAUCUGGAAUGCAAACGAUGGUGUUCCAGUCAACUCCUUGACUCGAGAUUCGGAUGAGAAAAUUGAGCUAUGUCGAUUUUCUAAAGAUGGAACAAAACCAUUUUUGUUUUGCACUGUCCAGAAAGGCAAUAGAUCAAUCACAGUUGUCUGGGACAUCAGUACGUGGGACAGAAUCGGGUUCAAAAGACUUCUUAAAAAGCCUGCAUGUGUAAUGUCAAUCAGCUUGGAUGGCAAAUAUUUAGCUCAGGGAAGUAAAGACGGCGAUGUAUGUGUAGUAACAGUUAAAAAGAUGGAGGUUUCUCACUGGAGUAAGAGACUUCAUUUAGGCUUUCCGGUCACCUCUUUGGAUUUCUGUCCCAGUGAAAGGGUUAUUCUUUCGACUUCUAAUGAAUGGGGAGCUAUGAUAACUAAGUUAAAUGUUCCUGCAGAUUGGAAAGAAUGGCAGAUAUAUCUGUUGCUUCUAGGACUUUUUUUGGCAUCUGCAGUCUUGUUCUAUAUAUUCUUUGAGACUUCCGAUUUAUUUUGGAAUUUCCCACUCGAAAAAGACCAAACUACACGACCAAAACUAGGUUCUUUUCUAGGAGAUCCUCAAUCUGAUGACAAGAACAUGUGGGGCCCUGUAGACAUGUAAACAUGGGCCCAUGAAGCAAAUUUUCAACAACUCGCAACUGUUUGUUUCUCAGGUAUCUCUCACUCUCAUAGAACUCGUGCACACUUGGUAAACCAUAUGCCAACGUUGUUCUUGUUGGUCAGACUGGUUGUUCUUACUUGAAAUUUGUAAUAGAAAAGGACUAGUAACCGAUGACACCCCCUAUGACAAUUCAUGUUUUGAUUGUAGUAUUCUUAAUUUGUUUUUUAUAUCUAUAAAGUACAAGCUUGAGCCUAUGUGAUUAAAUUUA